GCGCAUCGACAUUGCUCGACUCGACAUCGACGUGAUGUGAGCAUCAUGGCGGCUAGAGUGUUUGGCUCGAUCCUGCGUAAAAACGCAGGAUUUUUCGGCGCCGGCAGAUUACUGGCGCAGAAUAAUGCCCCGGCGAUCAUCGACGUCCAGCAUCGUAAGGCCCACCAAUGGAACCCGGACAAGGAGUUCCUCGAGCAGUACAACAAGCCGGUGAUGUACGCCACGGAGACGCUCGACUGGACGCCGCCGGAGAAGGAGUCCAUGCUGGCGCCUCCCCCCAUGGCGGAGCAAGUCAUACAGAAUGUGAAGCUUAACUUCGGGCCGCAGCACCCGGCCGCCCACGGCGUGCUCCGGCUGAUCCUGGAGCUCGACGGCGAGAUCGUGAUCAACGCCGAUCCGCAUAUCGGCCUCCUGCACCGCGGCACGGAGAAACUGAUCGAAUACAAGACCUACAUGCAGGCGCUACCCUACUUCGACCGCUUGGACUACGUGUCCAUGAUGUGCAACGAGCAGUGCUUUUCGCUGGCGAUCGAGAAGCUGCUGAACAUAGACGUGCCUCUGCGCGCAAAGUACAUUCGAGUUCUCUUCGGGGAGAUCACGAGGAUUCUGAACCAUAUUAUGGGCGUUGGAACGCACGCGCUGGAUAUCGGCGCCCUCACGCCCUUUUUCUGGCUGUUCGAGGAGCGCGAGAAAAUGAUGGAGUUCUACGAGCGCGUGAGCGGCGCCCGCAUGCACGCAGCCUACGUACGGCCCGGCGGUGUCGCUCUCGAUCUACCGUUGGGUCUGAUGGACGACAUAUACGACUGGGCGUCCAAGUACGCCGAACGAUUGGACGAGGUGGAGGACCUGUUGACGGCCAACAGAAUCUGGCGGCAGCGCACGAUCAAUAUCGGUGUCGUGUCCGCGGAGGACGCGCUCAAUAUGGGCUUCAGCGGCGUGAUGUUACGUGGCUCUGGAAUUAAAUGGGAUCUGAGGAAAGUUGCGCCCUACGACGCCUAUCAUCUGGUCGAUUUCGACAUUCCGGUCGGCACGAACGGCGACUGUUACGACAGAUAUCUGUGCCGCCUCGAGGAGAUGCGACAGUCGCUGCGCAUCAUCCACCAGUGCUUGAAUCAGAUGCCGCCGGGAGAGGUGCGAUGCGACGACGCCAAGAUCGUGCCGCCGCGGCGGGAGGAGAUGAAGAGCAGCAUGGAGGCGCUUAUCCAUCACUUCAAGCUGUACACCCAGGGUUUCCAAGUGCCGCCGGGUGCGACGUACACCGCGAUCGAGGCGCCGAAGGGCGAGUUCGGCGUUUACCUCGUCAGCGACGGCAGCAGCAAGCCGUAUCGGUGCAAGAUCAAAGCGCCGGGCUUCGCUCAUCUGGCGAGUCUGCAGCACAUCGGACCCAAGCACUUCCUCGCCGACAUAGUCGCCAUCAUUGGCACGCUGGACGUCGUGUUCGGCGAGAUCGAUAGAUAAUUUCCUGAAAUUUGCUCGACAAUUUGUAUAGCGUAGAAAUAUAAAUUAAAAAAAAAACAAGAUAACAAAA
Messenger RNA from Wasmannia auropunctata (little fire ant), 1528 nucleotides. It is a transcript of the gene ND-49, whose product is annotated as NADH-ubiquinone oxidoreductase 49 kDa subunit. The record is from RefSeq and is a predicted model, not a curated record. Lineage: Eukaryota; Metazoa; Arthropoda; Insecta; Hymenoptera; Formicidae. The transcript is spliced from 4 exons. Bases 46 to 1458 code for a protein of 470 amino acids. Gene Ontology annotation, molecular function: NAD binding; NADH dehydrogenase (ubiquinone) activity; quinone binding. Gene Ontology annotation, biological process: mitochondrial electron transport, NADH to ubiquinone.